ACUGCGUGGGAAGCCAAGCGAGUUGAAUUGGAAGGCCGAAGUAACGAAGACCCCGUAUAACCGUAAUCGGACUCGACAAUUCUACUUGGACUUUCCUCCGGAAGGUGUUAGUUAUGAGUUUUGGGCUCGGGACUUGGCUUUGAUUGCCCUGGGUUUGAGAACAAUGAGACAGCCUGGGGAGUUAUGUAAUUUAAGGUUGAGUGAUGUUAAACUUGUGGGCGGUUUGUUUUGGGUAAGGAUUAACAAGUCCAAGACGGACCAAUUAGCUAAAGAGAAAUUCAUCCCGAUUGAAAAAAUGAGUAGUAGGUUUUGCUCCGUUGAGAGAGUAGUGAAUUACCUGAAAGUUAGACCUGUAACGAAGGGUGAUGCACCAUUGUUCUUGUCGAAGUCAAGAAAGAAAAUGUCUGUUUUAGCUAUCUCAGCAGUGGUUAAACGUUUUGCGGAACAUGCUAAAAUGAAGGGAAGGUUUACGGCUCACAGCUUGAGAAUCGGGGGAGCCACAGCGGCUAUGAAGGGUGGGUUAUCAAUGGAGCAGAUCCAGACCAUAGGCGGCUGGGUUUCGGAUGCUGCAAGAUUGUAUAUGAGGGCCAUAGGUACUGUCAAUUUAGGUGCAUCGAUUGCUAUGGGUUUCGAAGGGUAG
This is a messenger RNA of Ambispora leptoticha, 640 nucleotides long. The record is from the annotation of a GenBank genome assembly. Lineage: Eukaryota; Fungi; Glomeromycota; Glomeromycetes; Archaeosporales; Ambisporaceae.